AUGUCAUGUUGGCCAAAGUUAUCAGAAUUAUCUUGGCUCAAUGAGUGUAAGGCCAGAUUAAAAGCACAGGAAGAAAUCAGGGCGAAGAUUAAUGCAUCCUCAUGUUUCGAUGAAAGUGCCUUGAGGUCGCUAGAUUCAGCUCUCAAAAAAACUACAGCUUUUAUGAAAAAAAUGAAAACCUUAAACAGCUUCGCGGUUCCAUCUUUAAUAAGUGAUCUUUCGAAGCUUAACUUAUCAAAGUUUGUGGAAGAAAUGGCUCAGGCUAUUGCUGAAACGAAGUUGAAAACUUCCGAAGUUGUUACUGUCGUUGACCUUUGUGUUGAAAUCGCAAUUCGAUAUCAAAACUUCUCCAGCUUAUUGUUAGCCGAAUUCAAAAAGAUGUUGCCCAUUAAAAAAUCAGAUAAAAUCGCUAAUCCCUCCAAGCUGAGAAUAGAUUUACGUUUUUUGUGUGAGCUCAUUCUUGCAGGAGUAUUCAAAAAGGAUGGCCUGCAGUUAUUUGGUGCAGUGAUAACAUGUUUGACGACAAAUGACAAAGUGGAUCAUGUGAACAUCGGCUUAUUAUGUUCUUUGUUCAAACCAAUGGGAUGGAGCUUUGCUGGAAUGAUUCCUCUACCUGAAGAAGAUGCGGCCACUGUAACUAUCCAAGAAAAUGACUUGGAUUCGGGGCCCAUUAUUGGCGAUCACAAAAAAAUCAUACAUGAUAUGGUCGCCGACUAUUACAACAGCUUCAGGCAAAAGUUGGAGAAGAAGUGUGUUGAGAUGAAUGCUAUUCAAAAAAAAGUUAAAAGACAAGCUCGGACUAGAGGGGAUGCUACAGCGGAAGACAAAGCUACUUUAGACGAAGUUCGAACUAGUUACGAUCAGUUCAAAGCUCAGGGUAGUGAGCUUAGCUCUGUGCUCGGAAUCAAAAUGCCUCAGUUAAAAGAAGAACCAAGUGAUGACGAGGAAGACGAGCUGGCUAAUAUAGAGAUGAGUAAAGCUUUGGCCGAGGGCGAGGUUUCUCUGUGGCCUGACGAUGAAACUGAAGCGUUCUACUGCAACUUGUUGAACAUAAAGAACAUUGUUCCAAAAAACUUAUACAAGGAAUCAGAAGAGAGAACUUUGUCAUUGAACGCAAUGAAAACCUGCGUCGAUUCAGUUAAUGUUGAUGGGCUUGAUGAAACUCUUGAUGAAAUGCAGGAAACCUUACCAGAGGAAGUUCCUGUGGAGACAGUAGAAGGAACUGAAGUAACAACCGAACCUACAGAGGAAAUCAAACAGAACAUGGCUGAGUUUCUUCAAGUUCUUGAUCAUUUGGUUAAUCGUGAAGUCACUGACAAUUGUGCGCUCAACUUUGUUCAACAUUUGAACACAAAGGGAAAUAGGAAACGCCUUGUUAAAACACUCUUGAGCACACCUGGGAACCGUUUAGAUUUGAUACCGUUUAUUGCUCGACUUCUAGCUACCUUAUUCCCAGUGAUGCCGGACGUUGUUACAGAGAUUACAAAUCAUUUGGUUAAAAACUUCAAGGAUUAUAUGAAAAUUCGAGAUACAAAGACCAGUGCAGUCCGUGUGGAAGAGAAACUCAAAUGUGUAGUGUUCAUAGCCGAACUAGUAAAAUUCGAAUUGGUUCCUCGAGCCGAGGCGUUGAACUGCCUGAGACAAUUAGUAUAUGACUUCCAUGGUCAUUGGGUAGAUAUGGCGUGUACAAUGAUAGAAGCCGUGGGAUUCUAUUUGUACAGGAAUUCUGAUUCACAUUCUCGGAUGAAGAUCUUAUUGAGUGUUAUGAUGAACAAAAAAGAGAAAAUGAAGGACACACGCCAAAGAAUGUUAGUAGACAACAGUUACUAUGCCGCAGUACCAUCUCCAGAAGGAUCCACCAAAGUUGUGGAAACAGCUCCUCCAAUGCAUUUAUUUGUCAAACAAACUAUUUUACUUGUGAACGGAGAUAACGUGAAUUGUGUUUUGAAAUUAUUGCGAAGGAUAGAUUGGAAUGAUCAAGAUUUAUUACAAUUAACACUGAAGUAUUUGUCUUCUCCAUGGCUGGUUCCUUACAGUAAUUUAUGCUACCUGGCCAGUGUUGUAGCUGGAAUGACUAAACUUCCUGCUCACGACUGGAUAACGGUAUCAGUAGUUGACUCAAUCUGUGAAACUGUUAGGCUAUCGCUCGAAGCAGCUGGGCUAUUUAAUCAACAAGCCAUGGCUAGUAUCACAUUUUUAGGAGAAAUUUAUAACUAUAAUGGAUGCGAGAGCGGGAUAAUUUUCAAAAUACUCUACCAAUUGAUAACAUUCCCUGAAGACCAUGCUGAGAACUGGAUGGAUUUCUACAGACUUCGAAUGAUCUGUGAGAUGGUAAAUGUAGUUGGAGAGUUUUUCAUGAGUUCGAGCAGCAAGAAAAAAAUGGAUUAUUUUCUGAUGUAUUUCUUUAGAUACUAUUGGAUCAAACGCACGAAAUGGGAGAAAAAUAUCGAAUCUACAGAUUCGGAAAGUGUUAAGUUCCCUCCCGAGGUAGAAUCAGAAUUCAGAAAUUGCAUAAAGUAUGUGAGAAGAAACGCUGCAGUUCCCGAUAGUUUGGAAGAGGCAGAGAGAAAUCUGGAAGUUGUCGAACAAAAGUUAAAGCUUGAUUUUUCUGAGUUGGAAGUUGAAGAAGACGAAGAUACACGAAGAGAGCCUGUUGACAGAUCACUACAUCAAAUUCAAGAAGAAGAGGAAAUGGGUGAUGAUGAGUUCAAUGAAGAGAUGAGUAGUGCUUCUCAUAAUGCUCCCUUUAUAAAUCAAGCUGAAGAUGAGGAGUUUACUAGAGAGUUGGACAGAUUAAUUAAUGAAACGCAUAGGAAUGCUCCUACUCAAGCUCCAGGAGGCAUGAUCGAUAUGACAGUCUCUGUUGCUGCUAAACAGAAACUUCAAGGAAUUACUUUCGCUGAUGACAGCGCAAGUUCUAGUAACGUGAACUCAGCAAAACCUGUGAAGGUGGCACUAUUAGCCAGAGGUCGCGGAAAUAAGGCGCAGCUUAAAGCUGUGGCGAUCACCACCGAAAAACUCCAUAAUCAAUGGAAGGUAGAGAAAGAACGACAACUGAAAGAACAGGAGGAUAUCAAGCGUGUAACUCUGGAUCACUCAGCUCGAAUAAUGGCUGACGAGUUGAAGGAGAGGGAAGCCAAUGCUUACCAAAAAAGACAUCAAACGACGAAAUAUUAG
This is a messenger RNA of Auanema sp. JU1783, 3177 nucleotides long. NCBI's taxonomy places the organism in Eukaryota, Metazoa, Nematoda, Chromadorea, Rhabditida, Rhabditidae. The record is from the annotation of a GenBank genome assembly.